Anthonomus grandis grandis is the source of this 2285-nucleotide messenger RNA. RefSeq lists its product as uncharacterized. The coding region runs from base 338 to 1498 and encodes 386 amino acids. Lineage: Eukaryota; Metazoa; Arthropoda; Insecta; Coleoptera; Curculionidae. The record is from RefSeq and is a predicted model, not a curated record. The transcript is spliced from 6 exons.
GUGGAACUACCGCGGAACAGCAAAUCAGUUGUUGAUUAUUACUUAAUAAGGAACUACCAUAACAUUCACGAAGUGUACAGUCGCGGGUGGUAAUCUAUUUAGCAAGUUUCUGGGGCAAGUGAUAAAAUUACGCAUAAAGGUUUUAGAUGUGAAUAGUAAGUUUUGUAAAACGAUACAUUUAUAAUUUACUUUGUAUUGAACUAUAUUAGAGCAGUGAGUUUCCAAGUGUUAAAAAUAUGAGUUUAUUUAAAACUUAAAGAAAUUUAGACUGGUGGUAUGCUGUGUGGAAUAAAAAGCGAGACUUAAUAAAAUCUUAAUUUUUUUUCGUGUUGACAACAUGAAGUUUGAUAAAUGGACAAUUUUGAGCAUUGUAGAAGUGCUUUUAGUCCUAGCCUGUCUAGUCUUUAAACGAGUAACAGACGAUGAAGCACGAAGUGCUUUUCUCUAUCUCCAAAAGCUAUCCAGAGAAUGGAGCCUCCUCACUAACGUCACAUGGGAUAGAGUAGGCAAUGCGGUGGCAUACGCGACCUAUGGCGGAUACCUUAUAAUCACAGCUGCACUACUAUUUGGAAAAUUAUUUGAGGAGUUACCUACAAAACGAAGAAUAACGGAGUGGAUCCUUUUAGGCGUUGGUGCGGUGCUAUUUAUUGUUUUAGGUAGUUUGGCGUUUGCCUCCAUAGAUUCAGUGACACCAAGUCUAGUGGACAAUGCUGCUAUCUUAGGAACUCUUUCUGUGGUAACUGGUGCGCUUUUUCUAUUGGACAUGGGCGCACCCAAAGCUAAACCAUACACUCCACCUCCGGCACAAAUCCAAGACAUCGGAAAGAAAAAGAAUAACAAUGUCAAAGAGGAACCUGCACACACCUACGAUGGUCAUCGUGAAACAAUUAUAAACGGAAACGAUGUUGGGAGAGAUGUGGUGGAACGAGUUUAUGAUAUUGAGAGAGAGAUUGAUAUAUCUGAAGAUCCAUUGCGGUCGCAUGAAACUGUUAAAGGAAACGGUGAAAGAAGAAAAACCAAAAAAGAUUUUAGGAACUUUGGUAUUAGAAAUGGAUCUUCUAAAAAUGACAUAGAUAGUAAAAUCGAAAUGGUCUUAAAAGAACCGCCAAGUUUACCAGGAAGAAGUUAUAUCCACUUGGAUCCAACCUCAAAAGGUUACAAAAAAAUGCGUGACGAUGACUUUGAUAUACCCAGAAGAUUUGGCAUUUAUGGGCGAGAUGCCACCGACUACGAUACGGACGAAACCGCUAGUAUACCACCAAAAAUUGAAUUACACACUCCCAUAUGGGCAAACAUUCGCAAGGAAACCCCCCAAAAAAUAUCGGUCCCUUCAGUAGUUUUGCCCCAAAGCAGUAGCCGUGAAGAGGAUCGGCCUGAGAGACCACCGAGUGGACCUUUAGACCCUGGAUAUGUACAGUAUACAGUGGAACACUGGGAAGAUCUUAAGCCCGGUAAAACAAAAACACCUAGAAAUAGCCCUGAGAAUACAGAAGUUUGAAAUUAAGUAUUAACGUUAAGGUUUGCGCAAUACUUUAUAUUUUAAUUAGUUUUUAUUCUUUUAUUAUUUACAGUAUUUUUAUAUUAUAAAAAAUGCGUAUAUUAAAAUAUGAUUCAUUUACAGUAAUGUUAUAAACAUCUAUUCGUUCAUUUGAUUAGAUUCAAGAUUGAUAACCACUAUAUUAAUUUUAAGGAAAAUUAUUAACGUUUCUACACAAUUAAUAAACUUUUUCUUUAAAAACCUUCUGCAAAAAUAUCUAUACGACUUAUCAUGAGUCUUCUCUUCUAGUAUAGUAUAUAUAUGGUAUAUACUGUUUCUAGGAUAGACAUUUAGGAGUGCAAAAUGAGUAACGUUUUAUUUUAUUUCUUUGCGAAUUCCAUUAUUAAGGAAUAACUCUCAUUGGCGUAUUCCCGAAAUUUUUUUUUUCAUAGCAGAUAUGUCGUCUUGCAAUCGUAAAGUGGAUAGCAGGCUCAAUUUUUCAAGUUACUUUAAUUAAUUGUAAUGCUAGUCCUAAAACAGGAUUAAAAUUAAUUAGUGUCGAAAAUAAGAUUUUCUUUAACUGGCAAUAAAAGUUAUUAUAUUAAAAGACCAAUAUGUAUUCUAAUCUAAGUGUUACCUAGAUUAGAUUCUAAAGUAAGUCGCUUGGUUUAAAAAAAAGUGGUGAAAUCUAAGAAUCAGGUUUAAGUUUAUUGUAAAAACUAUAGCAAAACUUACUCAGCCUCUAGAGUCUAGAGAAACUUGUCAAUUUUUUCUCUUAUGGUGGCCAUAAUAAACUAAGUCAAAAUUA